This is a messenger RNA of Pogoniulus pusillus (Red-fronted tinkerbird), 2467 nucleotides long. It is a transcript of the gene TMEM33, whose product is annotated as transmembrane protein 33. The transcript has 8 exons. Gene Ontology annotation, biological process: endoplasmic reticulum tubular network organization; membrane organization. Gene Ontology annotation, cellular component: endoplasmic reticulum; membrane. The record is from RefSeq and is a predicted model, not a curated record. Bases 79 to 834 code for a protein of 251 amino acids. NCBI's taxonomy places the organism in Eukaryota, Metazoa, Chordata, Aves, Piciformes, Lybiidae.
CGCAGGAAGUGACGUCGAGUCACAUCCGAGAGCGUGCGGUGGUGGUGCGGUGCCGGCUGUGGCGCUUGCGGUGCGGCCAUGGCGGACUCCACACAGAAUGGGCCCAUGCAAGGCGGGGCCGGCGGCGGAGCCGUGCAAUUUCUGAUGGCUAACAAGUUGGAUACAGCAAUGUGGAUUUCCCGCUUGUUCACAGUUUACUGUUCAGCUUUAUUUGUCCUGCCUCUUCUAGGGUUGCAUGAAGCAGCGAGCUUUUAUCAGCGUGCCUUGCUGGCAAAUGCUCUAACUAGUGCCCUCCGACUACACCAAAGGCUACCGCACUUUCAGCUUAGCAGGGCGUUCCUGGCCCAGGCUUUGCUGGAGGACAGCUGCCACUACCUGUUGUACUCUCUUAUCUUUGUGAAUUCCUACCCAGUUACAAUGAGUAUCUUUCCAGUUCUGCUGUUCUCUUUGCUUCAUGCUGCCACAUACACGAAGAAGGUUCUUGACGCACGAAGUUCAAACAGUGUGCCCUUUCUGAGAAAUCUUUUGGACAAACUGAGUGCUAAUCAACAGAAUAUUCUAAAAUUCAUUGCUUGCAAUGAAAUCUUCCUGAUGCCAGCUACAGUUUUUAUGCUCUUCAGUGGCCAAGGUAGUCUGCUCCAGCCAUUCAUUUACUACAGAUUUCUCACACUACGCUACUCCUCUCGGCGAAAUCCAUACUGUCGGACUCUCUUCACUGAGCUGAGGAUUGUUGUUGAACACUUAAUAAUGAAGCCUGCCUGCCCUGUUUUUGUAAGAAGACUAUGCCUCAGCAGCAUUUCCUUUAUAAGCAGAUUGGCACCAACUGUUGCAUAGCCAAAUUCCAGGCACUUGUGUUUUGUGAACAUUAUGAGCAGCUGGCACUUCUGCUGAUGAUUAAGAAUUCCUGGUUUUUACACUGAUCUCACUCCAGGCUGUAUAAAAAUGUCUAUAUGCUUUUCUUGGAGAUAUUAUGAGAUUUAGCAUAUCAAAAGUAAGUCAUGGAAACUUAAAAUUUCUGUAUUGCUAAUUGGUGGGGAAAAAAUAUAACUGCAUCUGACCCAAAACAUGCCCAGACAUAGAGAGUUUUGGUUUUUAUAGGAAUUAAGGAUUGCUUGAGCUUAAAACUUGGUCUUUUCUCAGUAAAGUUAUAUCUUUGGAACUGUAGCUACUGUAGGAUGCCUGAAGUGUAUAGCAGUUGGUAUGCAUACCUAUGCAGUACACAUUGCACAGUAUUCUUCUGCUUACUACAUGUAUCUGUAGAACCAUUUUGUCUAAAUUACUCAGUGUGGCCCACUUGGAAUUGGAUCUAUUUACUUAAAUUCAGUCAAGCUUGACACAGUAAACACCUUCCUGAAGGACAGGCUAAUUUUUAUUACUGCUACUUAGAGUUCUUAAGUUUCUACCUUGUGAUGUGUCUUACGUUAUUGGAAGUAAUCUCAAGACCAAUCAUGGAAAACUGAGUAGUUACUUUGUCAUAAUGAGUUGUUUUACCAAGCCAAAUUGCUGAUCUGUAGGCUUUUCAGACAAAGAUGCAGUGCUUAAACUUUUAGGCAUCUCUUAAGUGAACUAAUCAAUGUAAAUGAAGUAACUUUUGCAGAAUCAUUGCAGGUUUCUUCCUGUGUCUACACAGAUAUGAGACUGCAGUAACUCAAGCAUGUCAGCUUCUUAGAAAAUGAAUCUGUAGCUAGCUCUAUAUAAAUUGUUCUUCCACUUUCUGAGACUCUCAUUGUGAUGGGAAAUUUGCAUAAAGGAUUGCACCUGUUUAGGCAGCUUCUGAAACAAAUGGGUGUAGGAUUUUUUUGGUGUAAAUUCAUCUGAUCACUUAUCUGAAGCUAGUGUCAUGACUACAGCAGUGAAUAUUGCAUCGAGUGCUGAUUAUGCUGAAAGGUAUGUCAUGGGAAAAGAAUAUUAUCUGGGUGAACACAACUUCUUUCCAUAAAUUCAAGGCAAAGGAUUUGCCUGAUCUGUAAUUAAUGUUAGUGUCCUAACUGCAUAGGUUUAAAUGGGUUUCACUGGCCUUUUGUAAACCUCUCUAGCACUGCCCUUGACUGCUCUUCCUUGGUCGGGGAAAUCUUCUGUGAAACACUUCCAAAACCAGUCUUGAAGCAAAGUCUUUUCCUGUAACUGUUGAGUUCUCUUUAUUUUGUGAUGUGGAUAUCAUUCAGAAUUUCCAGAUGUAAUAGUUUGCUAGAUCAGAGCCAUGUAUUUAUAAACUUUUUUUUGCUCAACCUCUUGGUACUGAUGAACCAAUUGGUAACUGAAUAUGUUAUUCUUUGACUACUUGUCUUGCUCUCUGAACAUUAUCAGCUAUUUAUAGAACACUUGCACACUGCAGAAGCGACUGCAUGCAGUAAUGCUCUCCAGCUGCUAAACAUUUGGAAGGAGAUUGACUAUAUGUAUAUCCUGUAAUUUGAGGAUUUUAUAAAAACUAAAAUUUCUACUGCAAUAAAAGGAGUGUUAAAUGUAA